AUGCAUUCAGGUUAUGAAAUCCCUGGGAUCCAACUGCAGCACAAUUUCAUGGAAGAAAAUAUGAACCAAAACAGUACCGAGUUUAAUUCUCACCAACAAUACCAUAUACUUCAACAAAUCCAUACACUACCCACUACCCAACAAUUAUUCCAAGGCCAGAAUCAUUUUCAGGCAUAUUUUCCACACCAACAAAGGAGGCUAAAUGAGUCAUACUGUGAACCGGGUCAAGAAAAUAUCAGCAGCUAUGUCGGAGGCGGAGAUAGUGGUUCAGUACCCUUUUUCCCGGCGAGUUUGAAGUUGGAUUUGAAUCAUGAGAGUGGCAGAAAUAAUAAAGAGAGUACUGUUAUUAUUAAUGAAGGAGAAGAUGCUUUGUUGCCUGGGAGUGAGCAAUAUGAUGUCCCCGAGACUCCACUGCAAAUGCCUCAUUGUUGGCAAAACCAAGAAGAUUCUGCCAUCGAACAACGCUUCUGGAAGCCACUAACUGUAGCAGUAGCCAACGAGGAGAGCGAGAUAGAGGAUAAGCAAGAACAACUCCAAGAGAAUCCGAGAGAUCAUUGUAAGUAUUUUCAGCUGGAACCUCAAAUGAACCGUUUAGAGAGAGAGAGUGGACUAUAUGGAGAGCUUGAAGCAAUUUAUAAACGUAUCGGCACUCCUGGGAGUAAUCAAACUGGUUCUGGAUCAGUUCAUUUGCCUGUAAAUACCCAUCUACCAGCGUCGGAGGCUUCUAUCGGAGAAGAAGAAUCCAAGAAAAUGGCUAAAAAGAAAAGAAAAAGGAAGAAAAUGAAGGAUCAGUUGGAUUCAACGGCGAAUUUUCUUGAGAAUUUAGUUAAACAAAUUAUGGAACAUCAAGAAAAUCUUCACUGGAAGUUUACACAAGUGAUUGAAAGAUUGGAUCAAGAGAGAAGAGAAAGAGAAGAGGCUUGGAGGAAGCAAGAACUGGCCAAGUAUGAGCGAGAAGCGGCGGCCCGAGCUCGUGAGAAAGCCAUUGCAGCAAGUAGAGAGGCCGCCAUUGUUUCAUACUUGGAGAAAAUCACAGGUCAAAGAAUCAAUCUUCCUCCGUUAAAGGUGCAACCAAUAAUUUCUCAGAAUCCAUUCUGCACGCAACUCAACUCUACCAGUGAAAGUGAUGUUAGAGGGGAUGAACAGAUGGCCUAA
Molecule: messenger RNA, 1155 nt
Organism: Fraxinus pennsylvanica
Lineage: Eukaryota; Viridiplantae; Streptophyta; Magnoliopsida; Lamiales; Oleaceae
Source: the annotation of a GenBank genome assembly